Cavia porcellus (domestic guinea pig) is the source of this 22641-nucleotide messenger RNA. RefSeq lists its product as uncharacterized. The record is from RefSeq and is a predicted model, not a curated record. The transcript has 186 exons. Gene Ontology annotation, biological process: carbohydrate metabolic process. Gene Ontology annotation, molecular function: carbohydrate binding; alpha-1,4-glucosidase activity. The coding region runs from base 194 to 21877 and encodes 7227 amino acids. Lineage: Eukaryota; Metazoa; Chordata; Mammalia; Rodentia; Caviidae.
CUAUUUCACAAAAGAAGGAAGUGCUGUAAUGCCCUGUGUAUGUACUUUCAACUCUCACCUUCCUCAGAACAUUUCUUGGACGAGAAAUUGCUCCUGAGUCAACGGAUUCAUUUUCUCCUUUUUGUGGUGUCCCGGGAUAUAAAGGUCUUACAUAGGACAUAAGAAAGUCACUUGGCUGAUAUAAAAGGAAGAGAUGGCAAGAAAGAAGUUGAAAAAAUUUACUCCACUAGAGAUUGCGCUCAGCAUUAUUUUGCUUAUAGUGUUCAUCAUUGCUGUGGUUCUAAUUGUGCUUUUAGCUACAAAAGAUCCUGAGACAACUGGUACCCCAGUUCCUAACACCACGGAUGCCCCUGCUUCUGGGACAAGAAGUACCACCCCUGAUUCUGGGACAACAAGUACCACCUCUGAUUCUGGGACAACAAGUACCACUCCUGAUUCUGCUGCGUGCCCAGUAGUAGAUGAACUGGAACGGAUAAAUUGCAUCCCUGACCAGCCACCCACAAAGGCUACAUGUGACCAACGUGGCUGCUGCUGGAAACCUCAGGGAGCCAUAAGUAUUCCUUGGUGCUACUAUUCCAAGAAUCAUGGCUACCAAAUGGAGGGAAAUCUUGUAAACACAAAUGCAGGAUUCACAGCCCAACUGAAAGCUCUGCCUUCUGCAUCCUUGUUUGGAAAUGAUGUUGACAAUGUGCUUCUCACAGCAGAAUACCAGACAUCUAACCGCUUUCAUUUUAAGUUGACUGACCAAACCAAAAACAGAUAUGAAGUACCACAUGAACAUGUACAGUCUUUCAAUGGAAAUGCUGCUACUUCUUUGAACUAUCAAGUGGAGGUCUCCAAACAACCAUUUAGCAUCAAAGUGAUGAGAAGAAGCAACAGUCGUGUUCUGUUUGACUCAAGCAUUGGGCCCCUGCUGUUUGCAGAUCAGUUCCUGCAGCUUUCCAUCCGCCUGCCGAGUGCUAAUGUGUAUGGUCUGGGGGAGCAUGUGCAUCAACAAUACAGGCAUGACAUGAAUUGGAGGACUUGGCCCAUAUUUACCAGGGAUACAAUUCCUAAUGCGGAUGGAACCAACUUGUAUGGUGCUCAGCCAUUCUUCUUGUGCCUUGAAGAUGCUAGCGGAUUAUCUUUUGGGGUGUUCCUGAUGAACAGCAAUGCCAUGGAGGUUGCCCUCCAGCCAACCCCAGCAAUCACUUAUCGCACCAUUGGGGGAAUUCUUGACUUCUAUGUGUUCUUGGGAAACACUCCAGAGCAAGUUGUUCAAGAAUAUCUAGAGCUCAUUGGACGGCCAUCCCUGCCUUCAUACUGGUCACUAGGAUUUCACCUCAGUCGGUAUGAUUACGGAACAUUGGACAAGAUGAAAGAAGUCGUGGACAGAAACCGGGCAGCACAACUCCCUUAUGAUGUUCAGCAUGCUGAUAUUGAUUACAUGGAUGAAAGGAAGGACUUCACUUAUGAUCCAGUGAGCUAUAGAGGCUUCCCUGAUUUUGCUAAGGAGUUGCACAAUAAUGGACAGAAACUCGUCAUCAUUGUGGACCCAGCCAUCUCCAAUGACUCUUCCUCAAGUAAUCGCUAUGGCCCAUUUGACCGGGGUUCAGCAAUGAACAUAUGGGUGAAUAGUUCAGAUGGAGUGAAUCCACUCAUUGGGGAGGUGUGGCCUGGAAGAACUGUGUUUCCUGAUUACACAAAUCCCAACUGUGCUGUUUGGUGGACAAGGGAAUUUGAGCUUUUUUACAAUCAAGUGGAGUUUGAUGGGAUCUGGAUUGAUAUGAAUGAAGUCUCCAACUUUGUUGACGGUUCAGUCUCAGGCUGUUCCACAAACAAUCUCAAUUAUCCACCAUUCACUCCCCGAGUCCUAGAUGGGUACCUGUUCUGCAAGAGUCUUUGCAUGGAUGCAGUGCAGCACUGGGGCCAGCAGUAUGAUGUCCACAACCUUUAUGGCUACUCCAUGGCCAUCGCCACAGCAGAAGCCGUCAAGACAUUGUUUCCAAGCAAGAGAAGUUUCAUCCUAACCCGUUCUACCUUCGCGGGAUCUGGCAAGUUUGCAGCCCAUUGGUUAGGAGACAAUGCAGCCACCUGGAAUGACCUUCAGUGGUCCAUUCCUGGCAUGCUUGAGUUCAACCUUUUUGGUAUCCCAAUGGUGGGUGCAGACAUCUGUGGUUUCACCUCAGAUACCUCUGAGGAGCUCUGCAGGCGGUGGAUGCAGCUAGGAGCAUUUUACCCAUUUUCCAGAAAUCACAAUGGCCAAGGCUUCAAGGACCAGGAUCCUGCCUCCUUCGGACCUGACUCCUUACUGCUGAAUUCCUCCAGGCACUACCUUAACAUCCGCUAUACUCUGUUGCCUUACCUCUACACACUCUUCUACCACGCUCACAGCCGGGGGGAUACGGUGGCCAGGCCCCUCCUGCAUGAGUUCUAUGGAGACAACAACACUUGGGAUAUAUACCGACAGUUUUUAUGGGGGCCAGGCCUUCUCAUCACUCCAGUUCUGGAAGAGGGUGAAGAGAAAGUGACAGCAUAUGUACCUGAUGCAAUCUGGUACGACUAUGAGACUGGGGGCCAAUUGGGAUGGAGAAAGCAAAACAUCGAGAUGGAACUUCCUGGAGACAAGAUUGGGCUUCAUCUACGAGGAGGCUAUAUCUUCCCCAUACAGCAGCCAAGUACAACCACUGUGGCCAGUCGGCAGAAUCCUCUAGGUCUCAUCAUUGCUUUGGAUGAGAACAAAGAAGCAAAAGGGGAGCUUUUUUGGGAUGAUGGCGAAUCAAAGGAUACUGUGCUCAAUAAAGUUUACCUGUUAUGUGAGUUUUCUGUCACUGAAAACAAGUUAGAUGUGACGAUUUCUCAGUCAACCUACCAGGACCCUAAUAACUUAGCAUUUCAGGAGAUUAAAAUACUUGGCACACAGGAACCUACCAACGUUACAGUGAAACACAAUGGUGUCCUCACUCAGACUUCGUCUAAAGUCACUUAUGAUUCUAGUCUGAAGGUUGCCAUUAUCACAGAAAUUAAUCUUGUCCUGGGAGAGGCAUACACGGUGGAGUGGAGCACAACCACAAGGGAUGAAAUAAAAAUAGACUGUUACCCCGAUGCGCAUGGUGUCACUGAAGCAAACUGCAUUGCCCGUGGCUGUGUCUGGGAGGAAUCCAGUACCACAGGGGUCCCAUUUUGCUAUUUUGUCACCGAUCUGUACUCUGUCAGCAAUGUGCAGUAUGACUCACAGGGCGCGAGCGCUGACAUCUCCUUAAAGUCUUCUUCUUACGCCAACGCCUUCCCCUCCACCCCUGUGAGCCCCCUGCGCCUGCAGGUGACCUACCAUAAGGAUGAAAUGCUGCAGUUUAAGAUUUAUGACCCCAACAACAAUCGCUAUGAAGUUCCAGUUCCACUGAACAUACCCACAGUUCCAUCCAGCACCUCUCAGAGUCGACUCUAUGAUGUCCUCAUUAAGGAAAAUCCAUUUGGAAUUGAGAUUCGCAGGAAAAGCACAGGCACUGUAAUCUGGGACUCGCAGGUCCUGGGCUUCACCUUCAAUGACAUGUUCCUCCGCAUCUCCACCCGCCUGCCCUCCUCUUACAUCUAUGGCUUUGGUGAAACGGAGCACACGGCCUUUCGGAGAGACCUGAACUGGCACACGUGGGGCAUGUUUUCCCGAGACCAGCCCCCAGGGUACAAGCUGAAUACCUAUGGUGUCCACCCUUACUACAUGGGACUCGAGGAGGACGGCAAUGCCCACAGUGUGCUGCUGCUGAACAGCAAUGCCAUGGAUGUGACGUUCCAGCCCUUGCCUGCCCUGACAUACCGAACCACGGGGGGAAUUCUGGACUUUUAUGUGUUCUUGGGCCCAACUCCAGAGCUUGUUACCCAGCAGUACACUGAGGUUAUUGGUCGGCCUGUGAUGGUGCCUUACUGGUCCCUGGGGUUCCAGCUAUGUCGCUAUGGAUAUGAGAAUGACUCUGAGAUUGCCAGCCUGUAUGAUGACAUGGUGGCUGCCCAGAUCCCCUAUGACGUGCAGUACUCAGACAUCGACUACAUGGAGCGGCAGCUGGACUUCACUCUCAGCCCCAAGUUUGCUGGGUUACCGGCUCUGAUUGAUCGCCUGAAGGCCGAUGGGAUGCGGGUCAUCCUCAUCUUGGACCCAGCCAUUUCUGGCAAUGAGACGCAGCCCUACCCUGCCUUCACUCGGGGUGUGGAAGAUGAUGUCUUCAUCAAGUACCCAAAUGAUGGAGGCAUUGUCUGGGGAAAGGUUUGGCCUGAUUUCCCUGAUGUUGUUGUUGAUCCCUCUCUAGACUGGGAUAGUCAAGUAGAGCAAUACCGAGCUUAUGUGGCUUUCCCAGACUUUUUCCGUAAUUCAACUGUCCUGUGGUGGAAGAGGGAGAUUCAAGAGCUGUACAACAACACACAGAAUCCAGAGAAGAGCUUGAAAUUUGAUGGCAUGUGGAUUGACAUGAAUGAACCAGCAAGUUUUGUGAAUGGAGCUGUCCCUUCAGGCUGCAGGAAUGGUACUCUGAACCAUCCUCCCUACAUGCCAUAUUUGGAGGACAGAAAUGGUGGCCUAAGCAGUAAGACCCUGUGCAUGGAGGGUGAGCAGAUCCUUCCAGAUGGUUCCAGAGUGCGUCACUACGAUGUGCACAGCCUGUAUGGAUGGUCUCAAACCAGGCCCACCUAUGAAGCCGUGCAGGAGGUGACAGGACAGCGAGGGAUUGUCAUCACCCGCUCCACAUUCCCCUCUUCUGGCCGCUGGGCAGGACACUGGCUGGGAGACAACACGGCCGCGUGGGACCAGCUGAAGAAAUCGAUCAUUGGCAUGAUGGAGUUCAGCCUCUUUGGCAUGUCCUAUACCGGGGCAGACAUCUGUGGGUUCUUUCAAGAUGCCGAUUAUGAGAUGUGUGCUCGCUGGAUGCAGCUGGGGGCCUUUUACCCCUUCUCCAGGAACCACAACACCAUUGGCACCAGGAGACAAGACCCUGUGUCCUGGGAUGCUGCCUUUGUGACUAUUUCAAAAAGUGUGUUGGAGACCAGAUACACCCUGUUGCCUUACCUCUACACCUUGAUGCACAAGGCCCACACAGAGGGCGUCACUGUCGUGAGGCCUCUCCUGCACGAGUUUGUGUCAGACCGUGUGACCUGGGAUGUAGACAGUCAGUUCCUGCUGGGCCCGGCCUUGCUGGUCAGCCCUGUCCUGGAGCCUGAUGCCAGAAGUGUCAAAGCCUAUUUUCCUGGAGCCCACUGGUACGAUUACUACACGGGUGUGAACAUUAAUGCAAGGGGGCAGUGGAAGGAUGUGGCAGCCCCUCUGGACCACAUUAAUCUUCAUGUGCGUGGGGGCUACAUCUUGCCCUUGCAGGAGCCUGCGCUGAACACUCACUUAAGCCGGAGGAAUCCUCUUGGUCUCCUGAUUGCCCUGGAUGAGAACAAAGAAGCAAGAGGGGAGCUCUUCUGGGAUGAUGGCGAAUCAAAGGAUACUGUGGCCAAUAAUGUUUACCUUUUAUGUGAGUUUUCUGCCACCGAAAACCACUUGGAGGUGAAGAUUUCUCAGUCGACCUACAAGGACCCCAAUAAUUUAGCCUUUCAGGAGAUUAAAAUACUUGGAAUAGAGGAACCUAUCAAUGUCACAGUGAAACACAAUGGUGUCCUGAGUCAAGCUUCUCCUAAUGUCACUUAUGAUCCUAAUCUGAAGGUUGCCAUUAUCUCAGAUAUUAAUCUUGUCCUGGGAGAGGCAUACACAGUGGAGUGGAGCCUAAACAUAAAGGACACAGAGAAAAUAGACUGUUACCCAGAUGAGCAUGGCAUUUCUGAAGCAGCCUGCAUUGCCCGUGGCUGUGUGUGGGCGGAAUCCAAUACCUCAGGUGUCCCAUUUUGCUAUUUUGUCACCGAUCUGUACUCUGUCAGCAAUGUGCAGUAUGACUCACAGGGCGCCAGCGCUGACAUCUCCUUAAAGCCUUCUUCUUAUGCCAAUGCCUUCCCCUCCAUCCCUGUGAGCCCCCUGCGCCUGCAAGUGACCUACCAUAAGGAUGAAAUGCUGCAGUUUAAGAUUUAUGAUCCCAACAGCAUUCGUUAUGAAGUCCCAGUACCUCUGAAUCUCCCCAAGAUUCCCUCCAGCACCCCGCAGAGCCGGCUCUAUGAUGUGCUCAUCACCAGUAAUCCAUUUGGGGUAGUAAUUCGCCGGAAGAGUACAGGCACUGUCAUCUGGGACUCGCAGGUCCUGGGCUUCACCUUCAAUGACAUGUUCCUCCGCAUCUCCACCCGCCUGCCCUCCUCUUACAUCUAUGGCUUUGGUGAAACGGAGCACACGGCCUUUCGGAGAGACCUGAACUGGCACACGUGGGGCAUGUUUUCCCGAGACCAGCCCCCAGGGUACAAGCUGAAUACCUAUGGUGUCCACCCUUACUACAUGGGACUCGAGGAGGACGGCAGUGCCCACAGUGUGCUGCUGCUGAACAGCAAUGCCAUGGAUGUGACGUUCCAGCCCAUGCCUGCCCUGACCUACCGCACCACGGGGGGAAUUCUGGACUUUUAUGUGUUCUUGGGCCCAACUCCAGAACUUGUCACUCAGCAGUACACGGAGGUGAUUGGUCGGCCUGUGAUGGUGCCUUACUGGUCCCUGGGAUUCCAGCUGUGUCGCUAUGGUUAUGAGAAUGACUCUGAGAUUGCCAGCCUAUAUGAUGACAUGGUGGCCGCCAAGAUCCCCUAUGACGUGCAGUACUCAGACAUCGACUACAUGGAGCGGCAGCUGGACUUCACUCUCAGCCCCAAGUUUGCUGGGUUACCGGCUCUGAUUGAUCGCCUGAAGGCCGAUGGGAUGCGGGUCAUCCUCAUCUUGGACCCAGCCAUUUCUGGCAAUGAGACGCAGCCCUACCCUGCCUUCACUCGGGGUGUGGAAGAUGAUGUCUUCAUCAAGUAUCCAAAUGAUGGAGGCAUUGUCUGGGGAAAGGUUUGGCCUGAUUUCCCUGAUGUUGUUGUUGAUCCCUCUCUAGACUGGGAUAGUCAAGUAGAGCAAUACCGAGCUUAUGCGGCUUUCCCAGACUUUUUCCGUAAUUCAACUGUCCUGUGGUGGAAGAGGGAGAUUCAAGAGCUGUACAACAACACACAGAAUCCAGAGAAGAGCUUGAAAUUUGACGGCAUGUGGAUUGACAUGAAUGAACCAGCAAGUUUUGUGAAUGGAGCUGUCCCUUCAGGCUGCAGGAAUGGUACUCUGAACCAUCCUCCCUAUAUGCCAUAUUUGGAGGACAGAAAUGGUGGCCUAAGCAGUAAGACUCUGUGCAUGGAGGGUGAGCAGAUCCUUCCAGAUGGUUCCAGAGUGCGUCACUACGAUGUGCACAGCCUGUAUGGAUGGUCUCAAACCAGGCCCACCUAUGAAGCCGUGCAGGAGGUGACAGGACAGCGAGGGAUUGUCAUCACCCGCUCCACAUUCCCCUCUUCUGGCCGCUGGGCAGGACACUGGCUGGGAGACAACACGGCCGCGUGGGACCAGCUGAAGAAAUCGAUCAUUGGCAUGAUGGAGUUCAGCCUCUUUGGCAUGUCCUAUACCGGGGCAGACAUCUGUGGGUUCUUUCAAGAUGCCAAUUAUGAGAUGUGUGCUCGCUGGAUGCAGCUGGGGGCCUUUUACCCCUUCUCCAGGAACCACAACACCAUUGGCACCAGGAGACAAGACCCUGUGUCCUGGGAUGCUGCCUUUGUGACUAUUUCAAAAAGUGUGUUGGAGACCAGAUACACCCUGUUGCCCUACCUCUACACCUUGAUGCACAAGGCCCACACAGAGGGCGUCACUGUCGUGAGGCCUCUCCUGCACGAGUUUGUGUCAGACCGUGUGACCUGGGAUAUAGACAGUCAGUUCCUGCUGGGCCCGGCCUUGCUGGUCAGCCCUGUCCUGGAGCCUGAUGCCAGAAGUGUCAAAGCCUAUUUCCCUGGAGCCCACUGGUACGAUUACUACACGGGUGUGAACAUUAAUGCAAGGGGGCAGUGGAAGGAUGUGGCAGCCCCUCUGGACCACAUUAAUCUUCAUGUGCGUGGGGGCUACAUCUUGCCCUUGCAGGAGCCUGCGCUGAACACUCACUUAAGCCGGAAGAAUCCUCUUGGUCUCCUGAUUGCCCUGGAUGAGAACAAAGAAGCAAGAGGGGAGCUCUUCUGGGAUGAUGGCGAAUCAAAGGAUACUGUGGCCAAUAACGUUUACCUUUUAUGUGAGUUUUCUGCCACCCAAAACCGCUUGGAGGUGAAGAUUUCUCAGUCGACCUACAAGGACCCCAAUAAUUUAGCCUUUCAGGAGAUUAAAAUACUUGGAAUAGAGGAACCUAUCAAUGUCACAGUGAAACACAAUGGUGUCCUGAGUCAAGCUUCUCCUAAUGUCACUUAUGAUCCUAAUCUGAAGGUUGCCAUUAUCUCAGAUAUUAAUCUUGUCCUGGGAGAGGCAUACACAGUGGAGUGGAGCCUAAACAUAAAGGACACAGAGAAAAUAGACUGUUACCCAGAUGAGCAUGGCAUUUCUGAAGCAGCCUGCAUUGCCCGUGGCUGUGUGUGGGCGGAAUCCAAUACCUCAGGUGUCCCAUUUUGCUAUUUUGUCACCGAUCUGUACUCUGUCAGCAAUGUGCAGUAUGACUCACAGGGCGCCAGCGCUGACAUCUCCUUAAAGUCUUCUUCUUAUGCCAACGCCUUCCCCUCCACCCCUGUGAGCCCCCUGCGCCUGCAAGUGACCUACCAUAAGGAUGAAAUGCUGCAGUUUAAGAUUUAUGAUCCCAACAGCAUUCGUUAUGAAGUCCCAGUACCUCUGAAUCUCCCCAAGAUUCCCUCCAGCACCCCGCAGAGCCGGCUCUAUGAUGUGCUCAUCACCAGUAAUCCAUUUGGGGUAGUAAUUCGCCGGAAGAGUACAGGCACUGUCAUCUGGGACUCGCAGGUCCUGGGCUUCACCUUCAAUGACAUGUUCCUCCGCAUCUCCACCCGCCUGCCCUCCUCUUACAUCUAUGGCUUUGGUGAAACGGAGCACACGGCCUUUCGGAGAGACCUGAACUGGCACACGUGGGGCAUGUUUUCCCGAGACCAGCCCCCAGGGUAUAAGCUGAAUACCUAUGGCGUCCACCCUUACUACAUGGGACUCGAGGAGGACGGCAGUGCCCACAGUGUGCUGCUGCUGAACAGCAAUGCCAUGGAUGUGACGUUCCAGCCCAUGCCUGCCCUGACCUACCGCACCACGGGGGGAAUUCUGGACUUUUAUGUGUUCUUGGGCCCAACUCCAGAACUUGUCACUCAGCAGUACACGGAGGUGAUUGGUCGGCCUGUGAUGGUGCCUUACUGGUCCCUGGGAUUCCAGCUGUGUCGCUAUGGAUAUGAGAAUGACUCUGAGAUUGCCAGCCUAUAUGAUGACAUGGUGGCCGCCAAGAUCCCCUAUGACGUGCAGUACUCAGACAUCGACUACAUGGAGCGGCAGCUGGACUUCACUCUCAGCCCCAAGUUUGCUGGGUUACCGGCUCUGAUUGAUCGCCUGAAGGCCGAUGGGAUGCGGGUCAUCCUCAUCUUGGACCCAGCCAUUUCUGGCAAUGAGACGCAGCCCUACCCUGCCUUCACUCGGGGUGUGGAAGAUGAUGUCUUCAUCAAGUAUCCAAAUGAUGGAGGCAUUGUCUGGGGAAAGGUUUGGCCUGAUUUCCCCGAUGUUGUUGUUGAUCCCUCUCUAGACUGGGAUAGUCAAGUAGAGCAAUACCGAGCUUAUGCGGCUUUCCCAGACUUUUUCCGUAAUUCAACUGUCCUGUGGUGGAAGAGGGAGAUUCAAGAGCUGUACAACAACACACAGAAUCCAGAGAAGAGCUUGAAAUUUGACGGCAUGUGGAUUGACAUGAAUGAACCAGCAAGUUUUGUGAAUGGAGCUGUCCCUUCAGGCUGCAGGAAUGGUACUCUGAACCAUCCUCCCUAUAUGCCAUAUUUGGAGGACAGAAAUGGUGGCCUAAGCAGUAAGACCCUGUGCAUGGAGGGUGAGCAGAUCCUUCCAGAUGGUUCCAGAGUGCGUCACUACGAUGUGCACAGCCUGUAUGGAUGGUCUCAAACUAGGCCCACCUAUGAAGCCGUGCAGGAGGUGACAGGACAGCGAGGGAUUGUCAUCACCCGCUCCACAUUCCCCUCUUCUGGCCGCUGGGCAGGACACUGGCUGGGAGACAACACGGCCGCGUGGGACCAGCUGAAGAAAUCGAUCAUUGGCAUGAUGGAGUUCAGCCUCUUUGGCAUGUCCUAUACCGGGGCAGACAUCUGUGGGUUCUUUCAAGAUGCCGAUUAUGAGAUGUGUGCUCGCUGGAUGCAGCUGGGGGCCUUUUACCCCUUCUCCAGGAACCACAACACCAUUGGCACCAGGAGACAAGACCCUGUGUCCUGGGAUGCUGCCUUUGUGACUAUUUCAAAAAGUGUGUUGGAGACCAGAUACACCCUGUUGCCCUACCUCUACACCUUGAUGCACAAGGCCCACACAGAGGGCGUCACUGUCGUGAGGCCUCUCCUGCACGAGUUUGUGUCAGACCGUGUGACCUGGGAUGUAGACAGUCAGUUCCUGCUGGGCCCGGCCUUGCUGGUCAGCCCUGUCCUGGAGCCUGAUGCCAGAAGUUUCAAAGCCUAUUUCCCUGGAGCCCACUGGUACGAUUACUACACGGGUGUGAACAUUAAUGCAAGGGGGCAGUGGAAGGAUGUGGCAGCCCCUCUGGACCACAUUAAUCUUCAUGUGCGUGGGGGCUACAUCUUGCCCUUGCAGGAGCCUGCGCUGAACACUCACUUAAGCCGGAAGAAUCCUCUUGGUCUCCUGAUUGCCCUGGAUGAGAACAAAGAAGCAAGAGGGGAGCUCUUCUGGGAUGAUGGCGAAUCAAAGGAUACUGUGGCCAAUCAUGUUUACCUUUUAUGUGACUUUUCUGCCACCCAAAACCGCUUGGAGGUGAAGAUUUCUCAGUCGACCUACAAGGACCCCAAUAAUUUAGCCUUUCAGGAGAUUAAAAUACUUGGAAUAGAGGAACCUAUCAAUGUCACAGUGAAACACAAUGGUGUCCUGAGUCAAGCUUCUCCUAAUGUCACUUAUGAUCCUAAUCUGAAGGUUGCCAUUAUCUCAGAUAUUAAUCUUGUCCUGGGAGAGGCAUACACAGUGGAGUGGAGCCUAAACAUAAAGGACACAGAGAAAAUAGACUGUUACCCAGAUGAGCAUGGCAUUUCUGAAGCAGCCUGCAUUGCCCGUGGCUGUGGGUGGGCGGAAUCCAAUACCUCAGGUGUCCCAUUUUGCUAUUUUGUCACCGAUCUGUACUCUGUCAGCAAUGUGCAGUAUGACUCACAGGGCGCCAGCGCUGACAUCUCCUUAAAGUCUUCUUCUUAUGCCAACGCCUUCCCCUCCACCCCUGUGAGCCCCCUGCGCCUGCAAGUGACCUACCAUAAGGAUGAAAUGCUGCAGUUUAAGAUUUAUGAUCCCAACAGCAUUCGUUAUGAAGUCCCAGUACCUCUGAAUCUCCCCAAGAUUCCCUCCAGCACCCCGCAGAGCCGGCUCUAUGAUGUGCUCAUCACCAGUAAUCCAUUUGGGGUAGUAAUUCGCCGGAAGAGUACAGGCACUGUCAUCUGGGACUCGCAGGUCCUGGGCUUCACCUUCAAUGACAUGUUCCUCCGCAUCUCCACCCGCCUGCCCUCCUCUUACAUCUAUGGCUUUGGUGAAACGGAGCACACGGCCUUUCGGAGAGACCUGAACUGGCACACGUGGGGCAUGUUUUCCCGAGACCAGCCCCCAGGGUACAAGCUGAAUACCUAUGGCGUCCACCCUUACUACAUGGGACUCGAGGAGGACGGCAGUGCCCACAGUGUGCUGCUGCUGAACAGCAAUGCCAUGGAUGUGACGUUCCAGCCCAUGCCUGCCCUGACCUACCGCACCACGGGGGGAAUUCUGGACUUUUAUGUGUUCUUGGGCCCAACUCCAGAACUUGUCACUCAGCAGUACACGGAGGUGAUUGGUCGGCCUGUGAUGGUGCCUUACUGGUCCCUGGGAUUCCAGCUGUGUCGCUAUGGAUAUGAGAAUGACUCUGAGAUUGCCAGCCUAUAUGAUGACAUGGUGGCCGCCAAGAUCCCCUAUGACGUGCAGUACUCAGACAUCGACUACAUGGAGCGGCAGCUGGACUUCACUCUCAGCCCCAAGUUUGCUGGGUUACCGGCUCUGACUGAUCGCCUGAAGGCCGAUGGGAUGCGGGUCAUCCUCAUCUUGGACCCAGCCAUUUCUGGCAAUGAGACGCAGCCCUACCCUGCCUUCACUCGGGGUGUGGAAGAUGAUGUCUUCAUCAAGUACCCAAAUGAUGGAGGCAUUGUCUGGGGAAAGGUUUGGCCUGAUUUCCCCGAUGUUGUUGUUGAUCCCUCUCUAGACUGGGAUAGUCAAGUAGAGCAAUACCGAGCUUAUGUGGCUUUCCCAGACUUUUUCCGUAAUUCAACUGUCCUGUGGUGGAAGAGGGAGAUUCAAGAGCUGUACAACAACACACAGAAUCCAGAGAAGAGCUUGAAAUUUGACGGCAUGUGGAUUGACAUGAAUGAACCAGCAAGUUUUGUGAAUGGAGCUGUCCCUUCAGGUUGCAGGAAUGGUACUCUGAACCAUCCUCCCUACAUGCCAUAUUUGGAGGACAGAAAUGGUGGCCUAAGCAGUAAGACCCUGUGCAUGGAGGGUGAGCAGAUCCUUCCAGAUGGUUCCAGAGUGCGUCACUACGAUGUGCACAGCCUGUAUGGAUGGUCUCAAACUAGGCCCACCUAUGAAGCCGUGCAGGAGGUGACAGGACAGCGAGGGAUUGUCAUCACCCGCUCCACAUUCCCCUCUUCUGGCCGCUGGGCAGGACACUGGCUGGGAGACAACACGGCCGCGUGGGACCAGCUGAAGAAAUCGAUCAUUGGCAUGAUGGAGUUCAGCCUCUUUGGCAUGUCCUAUACCGGGGCAGACAUCUGUGGGUUCUUUCAAGAUGCCGAUUAUGAGAUGUGUGCUCGCUGGAUGCAGCUGGGGGCCUUUUACCCCUUCUCCAGGAACCACAACACCAUUGGCACCAGGAGACAAGACCCUGUGUCCUGGGAUGCUGCCUUUGUGACUCUUUCAAAAAGUGUGUUGGAGACCAGAUACACCCUGUUGCCCUACCUCUACACCUUGAUGCACAAGGCCCACACAGAGGGCGUCACUGUCGUGAGGCCUCUCCUGCACGAGUUUGUGUCAGACCGUGUGACCUGGGAUGUAGACAGUCAGUUCCUGCUGGGCCCGGCCUUGCUGGUCAGCCCUGUCCUGGAGCCUGAUGCCAGAAGUGUCAAAGCCUAUUUCCCUGGAGCCCACUGGUACGAUUACUACACGGGUGUGAACAUUAAUGCAAGGGGGCAGUGGAAGGAUGUGGCAGCCCCUCUGGACCACAUUAAUCUUCAUGUGCGUGGGGGCUACAUCUUGCCCUUGCAGGAGCCUGCGCUGAACACUCACUUAAGCCGGAAGAAUCCUCUUAGUCUCUUGAUUGCCCUGGAUGAGAACAAAGAAGCAAGAGGGGAGCUCUUCUGGGAUGAUGGCGAAUCAAAGGAUACUGUGGCCAAUAAUGUUUACCUUUUAUGUGAGUUUUCUGCCACCCAAAACCGCUUGGAGGUGAAGAUUUCUCAGUCGACCUACAAGGACCCCAAUAAUUUAGCAUUUCAGGAGAUUAAAAUACUUGGAAUAGAGGAACCUAUCAAUGUCACAGUGAAGCACAAUGGUGUCCUGAGUCAAGCUUCUCCUAAUGUCACUUAUGAUCCUAAUCUGAAGGUUGCCAUUAUCUCAGAUAUUAAUCUUGUCCUGGGAGAGGCAUACACAGUGGAGUGGAGCCUAAACAUAAAGGACACAGAGAAAAUAGACUGUUACCCAGAUGAGCAUGGCAUUUCUGAAGCAGCCUGCAUUGCCCGUGGCUGUGUGUGGGCGGAAUCCAAUACCUCAGGUGUCCCAUUUUGCUAUUUUGUCACCGAUCUGUACUCUGUCAGCAAUGUGCAGUAUGACUCACAGGGCGCCAGCGCUGACAUCUCCUUAAAGUCUUCUUCUUAUGCCAACACCUUCCCCUCCACCCCUGUGAGCCCCCUGCGCCUGCAGGUGACCUACCAUAAGGAUGAAAUGCUGCAGUUUAAGAUUUAUGAUCCCAACAGCAUUCGUUAUGAAGUCCCAGUACCUCUGAAUCUCCCCAAGAUUCCCUCCAGCACCCCGCAGAGCCGGCUCUAUGAUGUGCUCAUCACCAGUAAUCCAUUUGGAGUAGUAAUUCGCCGGAAGAGUACAGGCACUGUAAUCUGGGACUCGCAGGUCCUGGGCUUCACCUUCAAUGACAUGUUCCUCCGCAUCUCCACCCGCCUGCCCUCCUCUUACAUCUAUGGCUUUGGUGAAACGGAGCACACGGCCUUUCGGAGAGACCUGAACUGGCACACGUGGGGCAUGUUUUCCCGAGACCAGCCCCCAGGGUACAAGCUGAAUACCUAUGGUGUCCACCCUUACUACAUGGGACUCGAGGAGGACGGCAGUGCCCACAGUGUGCUGCUGCUGAACAGCAAUGCCAUGGAUGUUACAUUCCAGCCCAUGCCUGCCCUGACAUACCGCACCACGGGGGGAAUUCUGGACUUUUAUGUGUUCUUGGGCCCAACUCCAGAACUUGUCACUCAGCAGUACACGGAGGUGAUUGGUCGGCCUGUGAUGGUGCCUUACUGGUCCCUGGGAUUCCAGCUGUGUCGCUAUGGAUAUGAGAAUGACUCUGAGAUUGCCAGCCUGUAUGAUGACAUGGUGGCUGCUAAGAUCCCCUAUGACGUGCAGUACUCAGACAUCGACUACAUGGAGCGCCAGCUGGACUUCACUCUCAGCCCCAAGUUUGCUGGGUUACCGGCUCUGAUUGAUCGCCUGAAGGCCGAUGGGAUGCGGGUCAUCCUCAUCUUGGACCCAGCCAUUUCUGGCAAUGAGACGCAGCCCUACCCUGCCUUCACUCGGGGUGUGGAAGAUGAUGUCUUCAUCAAGUACCCAAAUGAUGGAGGCAUUGUCUGGGGAAAGGUCUGGCCCGAUUAUCCCAAUAUUGUUAUUAACAGCUCUCUAGACUGGGAGAGUGAAGUUGAGGAAUAUCGAGCUUAUGCGGCUUUCCCAGACUUUUUCCGUAAUUCAACUAUCCUGUGGUGGAAGAGAGAAAUUGAAGAGCUACACAACAACACACAGAACCCUGAGAAGAGCUUGAAGUUUGAUGGCUUGUGGAUUGAUAUGAAUGAGCCAGCCAGCUUUGUGAAUGGAGCUGUCCCUUCAGGUUGCACAGAUACUUCUCUGAAUCAUCCUCCCUACAUGCCAUAUUUGGAGGACAGAAAUGGGGGCCUAAGCAGUAAGACCCUGUGCAUGGAGGGUGAGCAGAUUCUUUCAGAUGGUUCCAGAGUGCGUCACUACGAUGUGCACAGCCUGUAUGGAUGGUCUCAGACCAGGCCCACCUAUGAAGCCGUGCAGGAGGUGACAGGACAGCGAGGGAUUGUCAUCACCCGCUCCACAUUCCCCUCUUCUGGCCGCUGGGCAGGACACUGGCUGGGAGACAACACAGCCGCGUGGGACCAGCUGAAGAAAUCGAUCAUUGGCAUGAUGGAGUUCAGCCUCUUUGGCAUUUCCUAUACCGGGGCAGACAUCUGUGGGUUCUUUCAAGAUGCCGAAUAUGAGAUGUGUGCUCGCUGGAUGCAGCUGGGAGCCUUUUACCCCUUCUCCAGGAACCACAACACCAUUGGCACCAGGAGACAAGACCCUGUGUCCUGGGAUGCUGCCUUUGUGACUAUUUCAAAAAGUGUGUUGGAGACCAGAUACACCCUGUUGCCCUACCUGUACACCUUGAUGCACAAGGCCCACACAGAGGGUGUCACUGUCGUGAGGCCUCUCCUGCACGAGUUUGUGUCAGACCGUGUGACCUGGGAUGUAGACAGUCAGUUCCUGCUGGGCCCGGCCUUGCUGGUCAGCCCUGUCCUGGAGCCUAAUGCCAGAAGUGUCAAUGCUUAUUUCCCUGGAGCCCGCUGGUAUGAUUACUACAUGGGUGUGGACAUUAAUACAAGGGGGCAGUGGAAGGACUUGGCAGCUCCUCUGGACCACAUUAAUCUUCAUGUGCGUGGAGGCUACAUCCUGCCCUUGCAGGAGCCUGCACUGAACACUCACUUAAGCCGGAAGAAUCCUCUUGGUCUCCUGAUUGCCCUGGAUGAGAACAAAGAAGCAAGAGGGGAGCUCUUCUGGGAUGAUGGCGAAUCAAAGGAUACUGUGGCCAAUAAUGUUUACCUUUUAUGUGAGUUUUCUGCCACCCAAAACCACCUGGAGGUGAAGAUUUCUCAGUCGACCUACAAGGACCCCAAUAAUUUAGCAUUUCAGGAGAUUAAAAUACUUGGAAUAGAGGAACCUAUCAAUGUCACAGUGAAGCACAAUGGUGUCCUGAGUCAAGCUUCUCCUAAUGUCACUUAUGAUCCUAAUCUGAAGGUUGCCAUUAUCUCAGAUAUUAAUCUUGUCCUGGGAGAGGCAUACACAGUGGAGUGGAGCCUAAACAUAAAGGACACAGAGAAAAUAGACUGUUACCCAGAUGAGCGUGGCAUUUCUGAAGCAGCCUGCAUUGCCCGUGGCUGUGGGUGGGCGGAAUCUAAUACCACAGGGGUCCCAUUUUGCUAUUUUGUCACCGAUCUGUACUCUGUCAGCAAUGUGCAGUAUGACUCACAGGGCGCCAGCGCUGACAUCUCCUUAAAGUCUUCUCAUGCCAACGCCUUCCCCUCCACCCCUGUGAGCCCCCUGCGCCUGCAGGUGACCUACCAUAAGGAUGAAAUGCUGCAGUUUAAGAUUUAUGAUCCCAACAACAUUCGUUAUGAAGUCCCAGUCGCUCUGAAUAUCCCCACGAUUCCUUCCAGCACCCCGGAGAGCCGGCUGUAUGAUGUCCUCAUCACCAGUAAUCCAUUUGGGGUAGUAAUUCGCCGGAAGAGUACAGGCACUGUCAUCUGGGACUCGCAGGUCCUGGGCUUCACCUUCAAUGACAUGUUCCUCCGCAUCUCCACCCGCCUGCCCUCCUCUUACAUCUAUGGCUUUGGUGAAACGGAGCACACGGCCUUUCGGAGAGACCUGAACUGGCACACGUGGGGCAUGUUUUCCCGAACCCAGCCCCCAGGGUACAAGGUGAAUUCCUAUGGUGUCCACCCUUACUACAUGGGACUUGAGGAGGACGGCAGUGCCCACAGUGUGCUGCUGCUGAAUAGCAAUGCCAUGGAUGUGACGUUCCAGCCCAUGCCUGCCCUGACAUACCGCACCACAGGGGGAAUUCUGGACUUUUAUGUGUUCUUGGGCCCAACUCCAGAACUUGUCACUCAGCAGUACACUGAGGUGAUUGGUCGGCCUGUGAUGGUGCCUUACUGGUCCCUGGGAUUCCAGCUGUGUCGCUAUGGAUAUGAGAAUGACUCUGAGAUUGCCAGCCUGUAUGAUGACAUGGUGGCUGCUAAGAUCCCCUAUGACGUGCAGUACUCAGACAUCGACUACAUGGAGCGACAGCUGGACUUCACUCUCAGCCCCAAGUUUGCUGGGUUACCGGCUCUGAUUGAUCGCCUGAAGGCCGAUGGGAUGCGGGUCAUCCUCAUCUUGGACCCAGCCAUUUCUGGCAAUGAGACGCAGCCCUACCCUGCCUUCACUCGGGGUGUGGAAGAUGAUGUCUUCAUCAAGUACCCAAAUGAUGGAGGCAUUGUCUGGGGAAAGGUUUGGCCUGAUUUCCCUGAUGUUGUUGUUGAUCCCUCUCUAGACUGGGAUAGUCAAGUAGAGCGAUACCGAGCUUAUGUGGCUUUCCCAGACUUUUUCCGUAAUUCAACUGUCCUGUGGUGGAAGAGGGAGAUUCAAGAGCUGUACAACAACACACAGAAUCCAGAGAAGAGCUUGAAAUUUGACGGCAUGUGGAUUGACAUGAAUGAACCAGCAAGUUUUGUGAAUGGAGCUGUCCCUUCAGGCUGCAGGAAUGGUACUCUGAACCAUCCUCCCUACAUGCCAUAUUUGGAGGACAGAAAUGGUGGCCUAAGCAGUAAGACCCUGUGCAUGGAGGGUGAGCAGAUCCUUCCAGAUGGUUCCAGAGUGCGUCACUACGAUGUGCACAGCCUGUAUGGAUGGUCUCAAACCAGGCCCACCUAUGAAGCCGUGCAGGAGGUGACAGGACAGCGAGGAAUUGUCAUCACCCGCUCCACAUUCCCCUCUUCUGGCCGCUGGGCAGGACACUGGCUGGGAGACAAUAUGGCUGCAUGGGACCAGCUGAAGAAAUCGAUCAUUGGCAUGAUGGAGUUCAGCCUCUUUGGCAUGUCCUAUACCGGGGCAGACAUCUGUGGGUUCUUUCAAGAUGCCGAAUAUGAGAUGUGUGCUCGCUGGAUGCAGCUGGGAGCCUUUUACCCCUUCUCCAGGAACCACAACUAUAUUGGCACCAGGAGACAAGACCCUGUGUCCUGGGAUGCUGCCUUUGUGACUCUUUCAAAAAGUGUGUUGGAGACCAGAUACACCCUGUUGCCCUACCUCUACACCUUGAUGCACAAGGCACACACAGAGGGCGUAACUGUCGUGAGGCCUCUCCUGCACGAGUUUGUGUCAGACCGUGUGACCUGGGAUGUGGAUAGUCAGUUCCUGCUGGGCCCGGCCUUGCUGGUCAGCCCUGUCCUGGAGCCUGAUGCCAGAAGUGUCAAUGCUUAUUUCCCUGGAGCCCGCUGGUAUGAUUACUACACAGGCAUGGACAUUAAUGCAAGGGGACAGUGGAAAGACUUGGAAGCCCCUCUGGACCACAUUAAUCUUCAUGUGCGUGGGGGCAACAUCCUUCCCUUGCAGGAGCCUGCGCUGAACACACACUUAAGUCGUAAGAAUCCUCUUGGUCUCCUUGUUGCUCUGGAUGAGAACAAAGAAGCAAGAGGGGAGCUCUUCUGGGAUGAUGGCGAAUCAAAGGAUACUGUGACCAAUAAUGUUUAUCUUUUAUGUGAGCUUUCUGCCACCCAAAACUGCUUGGAGGUGAAGAUUUCUCAGUCGACCUACAAGGACCCAAAUAAUUUAGCAUUUCAGGAGAUUAAAAUAUUUGGGACAGAGGAACCUGCCAAUGUUAUAGUGAAACACAAUGGUGUCCUGACUCAGGCUUCUCCUAAAGUUGCUUAUGAUUCUAAUCUGAAGGUUGCCAUUAUUUCAGAAAUUAAUCUUAUCCUAGGAGAGGCAUACACAGUGGAGUGGAACAUAACCAUAAAGGAUGCAGAAAAAAUAGACUGUUAUCCUGAUGAGCAUGGCUCUUCUGAAACAAACUGCAUUGCCCGUGGCUGUGUCUGGGAGGAAUCCAGUACCCUAGGGGUCCCAUUUUGCUAUUUUGUCACCGAUCUGUACUCUGUCAGCAAUGUGCAGUAUGACUCACAGGGCGCCAGCGCUGACAUCUCCUUAAAGUCUUCUUCUUAUGCCAAUGCCUUCCCCUCCACCCCUGUGAGCACCCUGCGCCUGCAGGUGACCUACCAUAAGGAUGAAAUGCUGCAGUUUAAGAUUUAUGAUCCUAAUAACAAUCGCUAUGAAGUUCCAGUUCCACUGAACAUACCCAGGGUUCCAUCCAGCACCUCCCAGGGUCGACUCUAUGAUGUUCUCAUUACAAAGAAUCCAUUUGGUGUUGUAAUUCGCCGUAGGAGCACAGGCACUGUAAUUUGGGAUUCACAGAUCCUGGGCUUCACCUUCAAUGACAUGUUCCUCCGCAUCUCCACCCGCCUGCCCUCCUCUUACAUCUAUGGCUUUGGUGAAACAGAGCACACAGCUUUUCGGAGAGACCUGAACUGGCAUACGUGGGGCAUGUUUUCCCGAGACCAGCCCCCAGGGUACAAGCUGAAUUCCUAUGGUGUCCACCCCUACUACAUGGGACUUGAGGAGGAUGGCAGUGCCCACAGUGUGCUCCUGCUGAACAGCAAUGCUAUGGAUGUGACAUUCCAACCCAUGCCUGCCCUGACAUACCGCACCACAGGGGGAAUUCUGGACUUUUAUGUGUUCUUGGGCCCAACUCCAGAGCUUGUUACCCAGCAGUACACUGAGGUGAUUGGUCGGCCUGUGAUGGUGCCUUACUGGUCCCUGGGAUUCCAGCUGUGUCGCUAUGGAUAUGAGAGUGACUCUGAGAUUUCCAGGCUGUAUGACGACAUGGUGGCCGCCAAGAUCCCCUAUGACGUGCAGUACUCAGACAUCGACUACAUGGAGCGGCAGCUGGACUUCACCCUGAGCCCCAAGUUUGCUGGGUUUCCAGCUCUGAUCAAUCGCAUGAAGGCAGAUGGGAUGCGAGUCAUCCUCAUUCUGGACCCAGCCAUUUCUGGCAAUGAGACGCAGCCCUACCCUGCCUUCACUCGGGGUGUGAAAGAUGAUGUCUUCAUCAAGUAUCCAAAUGAUGGAGGCAUUGUCUGGGGAAAGGUUUGGCCUGAUUUCCCUGAUGUUGUUAUUGACCCCUCUCUAAGCAAGAAUGAUCAAAUAGAGCGAUACAGAGCUUACGUGGCCUUCCCAGACUUCUUCCAUAAUUCAACUGUCUUUUGGUGGAAGAGGGAAAUUCAAGAGCUGUACAACAACACACAGAAUCCAGAGAAGAGCUUGAAAUUUGAUGGUUUGUGGAUUGAUAUGAAUGAACCAUCAAGCUUUGUGAAUGGAGCCGUCCCUUCAGGCUGCAGGGAUGAUACUCUGAACCAUCCUCCCUACAUGCCAUAUCUGAAGGCCAGAGGCAGGGGCCUAAGUAGCCAGACCCUGUGCAUGGAGGGUGAGCAGAUCCUUCCAGAUGGCUCCAGAGUGCGUCACUAUGAUGUGCACAGCCUGUAUGGAUGGUCUCAAACCAGGCCCACCUAUGAAGCCGUGCAGGAGGUGACAGGACAGCGAGGAAUUGUCAUCACCCGCUCCACAUUCCCCUCUUCUGGCCGCUGGGCAGGACAUGGGCUGGGAGACAACAGGGCCGCAUGGGACCAGCUAAAGAAAUCGAUCAUUGGCAUGAUGGAGUUCAGCCUCUUUGGCAUUUCCUAUACUGGGGCAGAUAUAUGUGGGUUCUUACAAGAUGCUGAAUACGAGAUGUGUGCUCGCUGGAUGCAGCUGGGGGCCUUUUACCCUUUCUCCAGGAACCACAACACCAUUGGCACCAGGAGACAAGACCCUGUGUCCUGGGAUGCUGCCUUUGUGACUAUUUCAAAAAGUGUGUUGGAGACCAGAUACACCCUGUUGCCCUACCUCUAUACCUUGAUGCACAAGGCCCACACAGAGGGCGUCACUGUCGUGAGGCCUCUCCUGCACGAGUUUGUGUCUGACCGGGUGACCUGGGAUGUAGACAGUCAGUUCCUGCUGGGUCCUGCCUUGCUGGUCAGCCCUGUCCUGGAGCCUAAUGCCAGAAAUGUCAAUGCGUAUUUCCCUGGAGCCCGCUGGUAUGAUUACUACACGGGGGUAGACAUUAAUGCAAGGGGCCAGUGGAAGGACUUGCCAGCCCCUCUGGACCACAUUAAUCUUCAUGUGCGUGGGGGCUACAUCCUGCCAUGGCAGCAGCCUGCACUGAACACUCACAUCAGCCGUCAGAAAUUCAUGGGCUUCAAAGUGGCCUUAGAUGAUGCAGGAACUGCUGAAGGAUGGCUUUUCUGGGAUGAUGGACAGAGCACUGAUUCCUAUGAAAAAGAACUCUAUUACUUGGCCAGAUUUUCUGUCAGCCAGAAUACAAUGCAAAGCCAUGUAAUUUUAAACAAUUUCAUCGUUGAUACAAACCCUUUGAAAUUGGGCUACAUUGAAAUCUGGGGAGUGGGCAGUGUCUCCAUUAGCAACGUGACCAUCUCUGUGAGGAAUGUGGAUAUACCACUCCCUGUCAGCUACAACCCUACCACACAGGUGUUGAAUAUCGACGUGACCAGAGAAAGCAUUAGCCUGCAAGAUUUCAUUUCAUUGACAUGGAAAAGCUCUCUGUAAAUUUUUAGGACAAUAUCCUAACUAUAAUGAUUAUUGGAUCAUUCCCAGUAUGGAUAAAAUUCUUGACUGAUUUUAUUGUAUGUUUUGUCUGUAACCUAAUGGUUAAAUAUUUGCUCUGAGGCAUAGACAGUAGAGUGGUGUGGAAAAAAAUUCUAUGGUUAAUUAAUGUUCCAGAGUGAUUAGUAUAGUAUAGAUGGUUCAUCAGGUGGCAGGUAUAGGAGAUGAACUGGGUCUAGGAUGAAGUAUGUGUCCAUGUUUAUGUGGGUGUGAUUGAUCAUGGAAUGGGCCCCUCACUUGCUAAAGGCAUAACAAAAAGCUUGCCAUGACAGCUCUUGGCCUUGAAGCUAGCCAAUGGCUCAAGAGAGAAUCUAGAAAGAACAUCUGCUCAUUGAGUAUAGGGUGGAGGAAACAACAUGCUACAGCAUGAUACAAGCAGGAAAAAAAGGCAACUAGAGGAAAGGUGAGCCAGGAAGAUGCAACAACAGUGACCUCAGUGGCCUUAAGGAGAAGAAGAAGGAAGUCACCUUGGCUGAAAGAGAGAAGAGAAGCUUGAGGAAAUCAUGAGCUAGAGGGAACAGGAUGAGAUUUAAGCAGGCAAAUGUGAAGAGAAGGAAUUUGAAUAUAAAAAUAAUUUAUUUUCACAGAUGUGCUUUGGAAUAUAUAAAUCUUAUUUCUCUACCCUGCCUAAUGUAUAUAAUGACAUUCCACACAAACACAUGCAAUUUUUUGCCAGAGAAAAAGAAAAUAAAUGAAUUUACAAGAAA